UAUUAUUCUGCAUUAUACAAUCGAUAUUAUCGAUGCUCUGAGAUUAAUUGCACUGCUAGUUAAGUUUCUGUAUCUACGACUGGUGGCCUAGCAUGCAAUGGCAACGACAUGCUGAUUCACGUUUCAUAACAACUCUAAUUACAAAUAAUGUAUUGCUAUAUUCCAUCACAUAGUCAAAAUGUAUAAAUAAUGUGAUUUGGAUAGUGCCAAACACAAAUGAAUAUGUCAACUCGACUGAGAGACGUGCUCGCUGCGACUUUUGUAGUGCUUUGCCUGUGGCAUUGCUGUGCAGGAAAGCGCAACUGGGACUAUGAACCCAUUUCUGUACACUUUGUAACUUCGGAUGCCAGCAAAAUAGAUGUGAUUACCGAAGUCGUGCGUGUUAAUCGAUACGAAUAUGCCAUAUCAGGCAAUUUAACAGUCACUGAAGAUAUGGAUGAGACAGCGAUGGUUGAGGCGCUUUGCUAUCGUAGUAAAUCAGGUGCCGAGGACGACUAUUCGAUUCUGCCCUUCUCCAUACCAAAUCAGCCUCUCGAAGAUUUCGCUAAGAGCUACUACAAGGAUAUUAUAUAUAAGAGUUUGAAACACUGCUCGAAUGCCCCGCCACCCGAGCAGGCCUAUCCGUGGCCCAAGGGUGUCGUGACAUUCGAUAUGUGUUCGGCAACUGGCGAAGGUUUGCCUGAAUAUCUACCCGAAGGCUACUAUAAAAUCAUCUUCAAUGUCCGAGGAAGGGUCGAAAUUGUUUACACUGGAAUUGUAAAGUUGACAACCAAAUUGUUUUGAAUGGUUCAAAGGCGAGUAAGAAUAAUAUGAGUUAUAUCUUCACAUGACUCCUUAUUGAAGCUGAAUAAAAUUGGAGAAUCCUAAUA
Drosophila mojavensis is the source of this 869-nucleotide messenger RNA. RefSeq lists its product as uncharacterized. The transcript is spliced from 3 exons. Bases 217 to 783 code for a protein of 188 amino acids. The record is from RefSeq and is a predicted model, not a curated record. NCBI's taxonomy places the organism in Eukaryota, Metazoa, Arthropoda, Insecta, Diptera, Drosophilidae.